Ceratitis capitata (Mediterranean fruit fly) is the source of this 3124-nucleotide messenger RNA. RefSeq names its product sphingosine kinase 1 (gene Sk1). The record is from RefSeq and is a predicted model, not a curated record. NCBI's taxonomy places the organism in Eukaryota, Metazoa, Arthropoda, Insecta, Diptera, Tephritidae. Gene Ontology annotation, cellular component: cytoplasm; membrane; intracellular membrane-bounded organelle. Gene Ontology annotation, biological process: sphingosine biosynthetic process. The transcript has 2 exons. The coding region runs from base 967 to 2970 and encodes 667 amino acids.
CACAAAGGUAACAAAUACAAAGAAACACAGUCGCGCUCUCUUUCAAGUUAAAUGUGAGUGCGAGAACACAUAACAACAACUGCACAAUGGAAUUGCGUUGCGAUAAACACAAAAAGUUACUAACAAAUAUAUAACGAGCUUUAUAUUUGCCCGAAACAUUGUACAAAUCACACUCGUUGGGAAAAGCAACGCUGAACGUGGAUACCGCAUAAGAUCAACAACAAUACGCCAGGCAAAGGUAAGCUCACUGGCUGACUGGCUGACUGGCAGAUGUGACAUAAAGAAAUACGGAAAUUGUUGAGGAUCUGUAAACGUUUUGGGAGAAAAGAGUGAACAAUACAUAGACGAGAAGAGAAUGGGUGGAAAGAGUAAAAUUGUGCAAUGAUAGUGAUGGAAAACAAAUAAAAAGGAAUUAAAUCCACGACAGUAUUACCUCAGAGAGCCCGAAAAAGUAAAAUAAAAGUAGAGUGGACCAAACGGGUUGACAAAACAGAGUAUAACAAGAAAACAAGGUGCACAAAAACAACAAUGGAACACCGCUACACAUUUGAAUAGAGUUAUGCAGUGGUCCACCAACAGCGCAGACAACCAAGUCACAAACCCCCAGCGCUUAUCGAAACAAACAUUGCGCCGGACAGGCGAUAGAUAAAGCAAACGUACGCUCGCACAUACAAACGGCAGUUUUAUUUGAUUAGAUUUGAAGGCAAAAUAUCGAAACUCAUGGGUGUGAGUACGGAAUGUGAAGCGGUAGAUUAAGGUGCUCUGUGCGACCCGUAGGCAGGCAGGUACUAAUAACAAAGCGAACACAGUGCAGUGACAGAGAGCAGCGUGAAUUCGAGCAGAUAAAAACACACACGGAUAAUAAAAACAGUCAACAUAUAAAGGAAAUAAUAGAAAAAACGGCAACGCACUAAAGCUGACUCACCACAUACAAAAUAAUAUUACAACAUAAACCUCAUAAAACGCAUGCAAACAUCACAGGGAACGUCGUGUAAUCUCUGCGCAGUCAUAAUGGAUCCCUGCCGGAAUAUGGCACUCGAUCUGCCAGAGACCAAAUUCGUAUAUGACAACACCGCCGAAAGUGCUGUGAGCACGCCAUUAACGCCGACGUCAAGUGUAACGAAGAUUUCACCUAACGGUGUGAUCGAGUUGAGUGAACUAUUCUAUAUAAACAACAAACAGAAGAGUGCUAUAAGAGUGGAGGUACGUUUGAAUGCCGAGGGCAUAUUUUUGCGACGUGAAACCGGCGAACAAGAUGAAAUUAGCGAGCAACGUAUACGUAUGGAGGAUAUUAUCGGUAGUAGUUGUGACACACGCAUAAAGAAAUCGCAUCGUUUUGCCGGUCUGACAGCAUGCCGGCGCAUAGUAGAAGAGCCAGAGGCCGAGAAGGCAACACAAAAGGACAUUAGCGCUUAUUUGCAUAUUUAUGCGUAUAUCAAGAACGAGAAAGCGACCAUGCGUCGCGAGCGUACUGUGCGUAUAUUGCGUUUUCGCUCGUUCAAUACCUAUGAGGAGAAUAUGAAGGUGGCCGAGCGUUGGCAUCACGCAAUACGCAUUAAUAAGGCGGCAAUUAAGAAUCAAGUGGGUGAGAAGCAGCUGCUGAUUUUUCUCAAUCCUAAAUCCGGUUCGGGUAAGGGUCGUGAAAUGUUUCACAAACAGGUGGCGCCGGUGCUUAAGGAGGCCGAUGUGCCCUACGAGUUGCAUGUGACUGCGCACUACAAUUAUGCACGCGAGUUUGUGCGUAAACAAGUGGAUCUCUUAAAAUAUUACAGCGGCAUCAUCGUUGCCUCGGGUGAUGGUCUCUUUUAUGAAGUGCUCAAUGGCAUAAUGGAGCGUGAGGAUUGGCGUGCAAUUACACGUGCACUGCCACUUGGGAUUAUACCCUGUGGUUCGGGUAAUGGACUCGCGCGUAGUAUUGCACAUCUCUAUAAGGAACCUUACGAGCCGAAACCCAUAUUAUAUGCCACAUUGACGUGUAUUGCUGGCAAGUUGGCAAAAAUGGAUUUGGUACGCAUCGACACGGGAAAAGAAGGCAAAGCGUGUGAAAUGUACUCUUUCCUAUCUGUCGGUUGGGGUCUUAUUGCCGAUAUUGAUAUCGAAAGUGAACAUUUGCGUUCAUUGGGCUCAACGCGUUUCACUUUCUGGACGAUAAAGCGCCUAGUCUCUUUGCGCACCUAUAGCGGUAAGCUAUCCUAUAUACGCGCUGACCGUAAAGAUGGGCGCAAAACAUUUGGUACGCGCGUGUCUACAGUUUCGAAUGAGGAACGUCGUUUGCCACCCGAGGUACAGGAGUUUCACGAUAUACCAAAUCCGCCGGAGGGCGCAAGAGAAGAUGAUUACUUUCCAAAUGGUAGGUCAAAAGAAACUGAAGAGGUAUUCGAUGAUGCCAUCUCGCUAGAUCGCAUGAGUUUUCGUUCGAACGCCGACAGCUGGCAUUCGGCUACAUCGAAGCGUACCGCUUACUUUUCCAUCACCGAUCAAAGCAUACGUUCACGUCGUAGCGUACUCAGUCGACUGGAAUCGAUAAAUUUGGAAUAUGAAAGUCGUCGUCCCCCAACCACACUACCUCCGCUCGAUCAACCUGUGCCCACAGACAAUUGGCAUACCGAGCAAGGUGAUUAUGUUAUGGUUCAUGCAGCCUACACCACACAUCUAUCCUCAGAUUGCUUCUUUGCACCCGAAUCACGGCUCAAUGAUGGCAUUAUCUAUUUGGUUAUCAUCCGCGCUGGCGUUGGACGUUCUCAAUUGGCACAUUUCCUUCUAGGCAUGAGCUCUGGCACGCAUCUGCCGAAGGAACCGAAUAAAUAUAUUGAAAUAGUACCGGUGCGUGCGUUUCGCAUUGAACCCGGUUCGGAUAAGGAGGGCAUUAUGGCGGUGGAUGGCGAACGUGUGGAUUAUGGACCGUUACAAGCUGAAGUUAUGCCGGGUAUGAUCAAUGUUAUGGUGCCGAAUGGAAAUCCGUUGGACUAGUGCACAAUUUUAAAUUAACUUUUUGAAACGUAAAAACUAUAAUUAAUAAAUAUAUAUUUUAAUGGUAGUUAUAUAAUUGCUUUUACAUGCCAAGCGUUUAGUAUUAAGUAUUUUACAAACGCAAUUUAGUUGCUCUUAAUAAAAAAAUUGAGUG